AUGUGUGAAAAGAAGCCGAUUUCUGAUGCCAACCAAUCUCAGUCCUGCAUACAGCGUCGGGGGUUUUCAGACAAUGGGAUUGUACAGACCACAACCAUCUCCCUGAUGACCUCUUUUACCCCAAAGCGAGCCUGCGAUCAAUGUCACAGGUUGAAGGAGAAGUGCCGACGUUCGGAUUCAACGGCACCAUGCGAGAGGUGUCACCGACUACAACAAAAUUGUCGCACCGCUCGCAGUCUCGGCAAAGCCGGCCGAAGACGACGAGCUACAGACAGAUUGUCCUAUGAACUUCCCACUUCACGACUCAGUCUUCCAGCCCAAAGUCUGGCUGCGGUCAACUCAGCGAGGUUCCCACCGGCAUAUCCCCAGCUCGGCCAGCCCUUCUUUAACCAGGGGCUCGGGAGCAACCCGGCACUUUUCCCGGAGAUAGAUCAAUGGGAAGGCCACUUUCUCAACCUGAUGAAAGAAAUCGCUGCACCAUCCCCACUUGACAAAUAUCUGAUCGGACCCAGUUUCCAUGAAUCACACCACCGUUCCUUUGUACAAAACAUGCUACGACCAACCCGCACUCUCAAGAACGCCGCAGUCGCCUGUGCUGCAGUGCUAAUCGGCGACCACACGAGCCUUGAGGUUGGGCACCAGAGAGCAGCACUGGCUGUCUCGGAACUACGGUCACUGGAGAUAUCAGACAAGCAGGAUCUGCUAACAGCGCUGGUCCUUGGUGUAGCGAUGAUCACAUUCGCUAUGCAUGUAGCCAAUGGACAGCCAUUCCUCAUAGCGCACCACACCCUUGCUCUUCUGAAGCCGGUUUAUCCUUCUCUUUUAACCAUGGAACCGGAUGUGAUGGAUUACUUGAUGUGCCUUGUCAGUACAGAAACUUUUGAAUGUCUCCUUACAUCGGAAAUACCAACGCUGCGAGUCAAUGAGAAUGAUCGUUUGAACGUGAUUGAUCGAUAUCUUGGGCUCACCUCCUCCCUCUUCGCCCACUUUUACGACAUCUGCAAAGUCAAUCAUCUGCUUCGACGUACUGGCGGCUCCAUGGAUGUACAAACUGCUCAGCAGGUGCACAAGGUGCAGGAAUCCCUGGCCCGAUGGAAAGCAUCACCACCGCCGCAAUUCCUCGAACGUUUCACCCCGGGCGAGGUUGUUACAAUGCUCGCCCAGGCCAAGGUUCUUCAUUUGACUGCCCUGCUUAUCAUUCAUCGGCUUCAACAUCCAUUUGGAGAAUCCGAUACAGAGGCCAUUCUUCUAUCAAAAGCUAUCAUUGCGGAAUUUGAUACAGUGCUGCACUUCACGGGCCAUUCAAUACCAUGCACAUCACUCGCCUAUCUGACAGCGUGCUUUGAGAUCACUGACGCCGAGGCGCGAUCAGUAGCGCUUGAUAAAAUCCACAUAGUCGUGACCUUCUCCAAACAGUCGCGGAUCCGAUUUCAG
Penicillium brevicompactum is the source of this 1434-nucleotide messenger RNA. RefSeq names its product Zn(II)2Cys6 transcription factor domain-containing protein. The annotation marks the transcript as partial. The transcript is spliced from 2 exons. Gene Ontology annotation, biological process: regulation of DNA-templated transcription. NCBI's taxonomy places the organism in Eukaryota, Fungi, Ascomycota, Eurotiomycetes, Eurotiales, Aspergillaceae. The record is from RefSeq and is a predicted model, not a curated record. Gene Ontology annotation, molecular function: DNA-binding transcription factor activity, RNA polymerase II-specific; zinc ion binding.